AUGGGGAUCAAACAACUAUACCAUGUCAUCGCCGACGAGGCACCUGACGCCAUCAAAACUGGUGAAAUCAAGAACCACUUCGGCAGGAAAGUUGCUAUUGUAAGUGUCCCUACUCUGCCCUUGACGGCCGAGCUAAUUCUUGUAUCCAGGAUGCGUAUGCCUGAAUCAGUCUUGAAUGAGGCGACAUCGGCUGACUCCCACAGGUCCAUGAGUAUCUACAGCUUUUUGGUCGCGGUUCGUUCAGAUGGCCAACAACUCAUGUCGGACACCGGUGAAACUACGUCGCAUCUCAUGGGAAUGUUCUAUCGAACUUUGCGCAUAGUCGACAACGGCAUUAAACCACUUUACGUCUUCGACGGAGCACCCCCCAAAUUGAAAUCGGGUGAGUUGGCGAAGCGGUUUGCCCGGAAGAACGAAGCCAGCGAACAGCAUGAGGAGGCCAAAGAAACCGGGACUGCGGAAGAGGUGGAGAAAUUUUCAAGACGUACAGUGAGAGUCACCAGAGAGCAUAAUGAAGAGUGCAGAAGAUUACUCAAGUUGAUGGGCAUUCCAUACAUCAUCGCCCCAACUGAGGCUGAGGCGCAAUGUGCAGUUCUAGCACGUGCUGGUAAGGUGUAUGCCGCCGCAUCAGAGGACAUGGAUACAUUAUGUUUCAACGCGCCCAUCUUGCUCCGACACCUCACUUUCAGUGAGCAGCGGAAAGAACCUAUCCAAGAGAUUCAUCUCGACAAAACUCUAGAGGGAUUGGACAUGAACCGAAAUCAGUUCAUUGACCUAUGUAUCCUUCUGGGAUGCGACUACGUUGACCCGAUUCCAAAAAUCGGACCAAACACGGCCCUGAAACUCAUCCGAGAAUACGGUUCACUCGAAAACGUCGUCGAAUUCAUUGAAAAUGAUCCGAAGAAGAGAUACUCCCUUCCUGAAGACUGGCCGUACAAAGACGCAAGAGAGCUGUUCCUCAACCCCGAUGUCCGAUCGGCCGAUGAUCCCGAGUGUGAUUUUAAAUGGGAGGCACCUGAUGUGGAAGGUCUUGUUCAAUUUCUUGUCAACGAGAAGGGAUUCAAUGAAGAUCGUGUACGAAGCGCAGCCCAGAAAUUGCAAAAGAAUGUCAAAACAGCACAACAGUCCAGACUGGAGGGGUUUUUCAAGGCUAUACCAAAGACCGAGAAAGAGAGGAAGGACCUGAAACGCAAGCACGAUGAGAAAGUUGCUGAAGCAAAGAAGAAAAGGAAGGAAGAUGCAAAGACCAAGAAAGAAUCCAAAGCGAAGGCCCACCUCUCGACAUGA
Molecule: messenger RNA, 1287 nt
Organism: Rhinocladiella mackenziei CBS 650.93
Lineage: Eukaryota; Fungi; Ascomycota; Eurotiomycetes; Chaetothyriales; Herpotrichiellaceae
Product: flap endonuclease 1
Exons: 3
Coding region: 1-1287 (428 amino acids)
Cellular component (GO): cytoplasm; nucleus
Molecular function (GO): DNA binding; 5'-flap endonuclease activity; 5'-3' exonuclease activity
Source: RefSeq, a predicted model, not a curated record